This is a messenger RNA of Oreochromis niloticus (Nile tilapia), 1818 nucleotides long. RefSeq names its product tripartite motif-containing protein 35-like. The record is from RefSeq and is a predicted model, not a curated record. The transcript has 3 exons. The coding region runs from base 709 to 1818 and encodes 369 amino acids. NCBI's taxonomy places the organism in Eukaryota, Metazoa, Chordata, Actinopteri, Cichliformes, Cichlidae. Gene Ontology annotation, molecular function: zinc ion binding.
GUGUGCUUUAACAACCUAUUGUUUAGUGUGUGAAUGUGUGUGUGAAUGGGUGAAUGACUGGAUAUAUAAAGCGCUUUGGAGUCCUUAGGGACCAUAAAAGCGCUAUAUAAAUACAGGCCAUUUACCAUUUAUUGUUUAGAUAUAAUCCCAAUACUCAGAAACAAGUUCACAGGAUUUAUUACUAAUGAGCUGAAAACUGUUGUUCUUACCAAUAAACACACGAAAUUCCCUGUGUAUAUGUUCCUGCAUUACACUCCUGAGGUAUCUGGAAAAAAAAGAACAAACUCCAUUGUUUUUUAAACUUGAAGACCCUCAAGCACUUUCAAAAUGAAAGCUCACAAACACCUCCACGACUGAAUCACACUUUCUUUUCUGAGCUUCAUACUGUGACCUGUUUUACAGCAGCUGGCAGGUAAACGGCUGAACUCUGGAAUGAAAUACACCUUCAUUUCUCGGUAAAGCGAGAGUAUUUGAGAAAGGAAAGUGAAUUAACCUCCCCUCCUCAUCUGACUCAUUUGAAACGAACCAGGAAACAGGCUGUUCUUCGUCCUCAGUAAAGAGAGACGCGCAGACGAUCAGACUGAGUUCAGACCAAACUAGCAGCUUCCUCUGAGUGAGUCCAGCUACAGGAGAGAAAAGUGGAAAACUCCAACACUGCUGCUUCAAGCUGCUGAUGCUCCACACACUGAAUCUUCACUCACAGACUCAAUGGCUUCCAGAUCACAGAAGGAUCUCUGCUGUCCGGUCUGUCAGGAGGUCUUCAGAGAUCCUGUUCUUCUGUCAUGUAGCCACAGCUUCUGUAAAGACUGUCUGAAGAGAUGGUGGAGAGAGAGAACAACACACGAGUGUCCAGUUUGUAAGAAAUUAUCAGUGUAUGAUCCACCUUUAAAUCUGGCUUUAAAGAACCUGUGUGAGUCGUUCUUACAGGAGAGAGAUCAGAGAGCUUCAGAGGCUCUCUGCAGUCUGCACUCUGAGAAACUCAAACUCUUCUGUCUGGACCAUCAGCAGCCAGUGUGUGUCGUCUGUUGCAUCUCAGAAAAACACACCAAGCACAGAUUCAGACCCAUCAAUGAAGUUGCACAACAACACAAGAAGCAACUUCAGGAAACUCUGGAGCCCUUAAAGAAGAAGUUAAAGGUUUGUGAAGAAGUUCAAGUGAAGUUUGAUCAAACAGCAGAACACAUUAAGGUCCAGGCCCCACACACAGAGAGGCAGAUUAAGGAGCAGUUUAAGAAGCUUCACCAGUUUCUAGCAGAGGAAGAGGAGGCCAGGCUGGCUGCACUGAGGGAGGAAGAGGAGCAGAAGAGUGGGAUGAUGAAGGAGAAGAUGGAGGCUCUGAGCAGAGAGAUAGCAGCUCUUUCAGACACAGUCAGAGCCACAGAGGAGGAGCUGAGAGCUGAAGACGUCUCAUUCCUGCACAACUACAAGGCUGCAGUGGAAAGAGUCCAGCGCUGCCCCCUGCUGGAUGAUCCACAGCUGCCCUCAGGAGCUCUGAUAGACCAGGCCAAACACCUGGGCAACCUGACCUUCAACAUCUGGAAGAACAUGAAGGACAUGGUCUCCUACACUCCUCUCAUUCUGGACCCAAACACUGCUCAUCCAGAACUCAUCCUGUCUGAAGAUCUGACCAGUCUGAAGCGAGGGUGGAGGCAGGAGCUUCCUGAUAAUCCAGAGAGAUUUGAUUUAUACUUCACUGUCCUGGGCUCUGAGGGCUUUAACUCAGGGACUCACAGCUGGGAUGUCGAAGUUGGAGACAGUACAUUAUGGCUGGAUCCACUGCUCUCCCAGUUCAGAAGAAGCUCCAGAGGAUCAGAGUGA